ACUAGUAUUUAGAUUCCUACUCAAUCUGUUUUCCAACCUAUGAACACCAUGAUUCGAUUUCGAGCCAUCUCUGCGUCAAGCCAAUCAAAAUUCCUCUUCCUUCUACUCAGACCCAAAAAUCCCAUGGCCAAUUCUUCCUCUCUUGGCCUUUGUACCACAGCCACUUCGCAAUCUCCAUCCCCUUACGGUUAUGGUGAUGAUUCACUAAUUACCGAAGCUCUCCAACUCCUCCAAUCAUCGCAAGAUGAGUGGAGCAAGACUGACCAUCUCCGUUGCCUCAUCUCCUUGGAUUCUUCUUCUCCUCGACUUGCCAUUCAUAUCACUCGCCGCCUCUCCUCCUCCUCUCUCGCCAUCAGAUUGUUUGAUUAUCUGCACGAAGGUUCCCCUUCAUUGGACACGGCUCUGUUGUCUUCCAUCUUCCAAGCUGUUCUUGAACUCGCCAGCCGCGAACCCGAUGCUCAGACCAAGCUACCCGAGCUUGUCAAAAUCUCUAAAGAGCGUAAUCUGCCGCUUACUAUCAAUUCUGCCACGUUGCUCAUUCGCUACUUCCGGAGGUUCAAUAUGGUGGAUGAGUCGCUCGCUGUGUUCAAUGAACUCGACCCAUUUCUUAGAAACACCCACGUUCGCAAUUUGUUGAUUGAUUUGCUGCUGCAAUCGGGGCGGCUCCAUGAUGCGCUUCAUGUGCUUGAUGAAAUGCUCCAACCGGAAGGUGAGUGGAAGCCGAAUGAGAUUACUGUGGAAAUUGUUUUCUCUUCAUUGCUGAGGAGAGAAAGGUCAUGGGGGAGUAUGGGGGAGGAGGAGAUUGUUGAAUUAGCAUUGAAAUUUGGUGAAUAUGGCGUUUCCCCUAAUUCUGUAUGGAUCACAAAAUUGAUUACUGGGCUGAGUAGAAAUGGAAAGACUGCACGGGCUUGGGAUAUUUUGAAUGAAUUGAUGAACAUGGGCGCUGCAGUAGAAGUGGCAUCCUGCAAUGCACUUUUGAUAGCUCUAGAAAGGCAUAGUGAAUUUAAGAAAAUGAAUGCGUUAAUGGAAAAGAUGAAGGAAAUGGAUAUUCAGCCCAAUGUUGUUACUUUUGGGAUUCUUAUAAAUCAUUCGUGCAAAUAUAGGAGGGUCGACGAAGCGCUGGAGGUGUUUGAAAGGAUGAAUGGAGGGAAAGAGAGUGAUGCAAUUGCAGUUCAGCCUGAUGUGAUUAUUUACAAUACUUUGAUAGAUGGACUUUGUAAAGUCGGGAGGCAAGAGGAAGGAUUGGGUUUGGUGGAAAGAAUGAGAAGCCAAACCGGUUGUGCCCCUAAUACUGUUACUUAUAAUUGCUUGAUUGGUGGGUUUGCCAAAGCUGGAGAGAUUGACAAGGCACAUGAGUUGUUUGAUAAGAUGAACAAGGAAGGAGUUCCCCCAAAUGUAAUCACUCUCAAUACUCUAGUUGAUGGUAUGUGCAGACAUGGGAGAGUCACUGCUGCAGUUAAUUUCGUCAAUGAGAUGCAAAGCUUUGGUCUGAAAGGCAAUGCUAAUACUUAUACUGUGUUAAUCAAUGCCUUUUGUAAUGUCAAUAAUACUGCUAAGGCAUUAGAAUUGUUUGAUCAAAUGUUGGCAAAAGGAUGCCCUCCAGAUGCAAUUGUUUACUAUACACUAAUCUCUGGUUUGAGCCGAGCAGGAAGGUUAGAUGAUGCCAGCUCCAUUGCAUCAAGGGCAAAAGAGGCUGGCUAUGGCCUUGAUGUUGUUUGCUAUAAUACUCUGAUUGGAGGAUUUUGCAGGCAGAACAAGAUUGACAAAGCUUAUGAGCUGAUCAAGGAAAUGGAGGAACUUGGAGUGAAGCCCGACUCUGUCACAUAUAACACUUUGAUUUCCUUUUUCAGCAAAAAUGGUAGUUUCAAAACUGCCCAUAUAAUUUUGAAAAAGAUGACUAAAAGCGGCCUGGUACCUACUGUUGUUACAUACGGGGCUAUAAUUCAUUCGUAUUGCUUAAAUGGAAAAGUUGACGAAGCCAUGAAGAUUUUCAAAGAAAUGUGUUCUGCUUCAAAGGUUCCUACCAACACUGUUAUAUACAAUAUCCUUAUAGACUCGCUGUGUAAGAAUAAUGAUAUUGAGCAAGCUCUUUUCUUAAUGGAUGAGAUGAGAUGUAAAGGAGUGAGGCCGAAUGUCACCACAUAUAAUGCUGUAUUCAAAGGUCUUAAGGAGAACAAUUUGUUGGAGAAAGCAUUUGUAUUGAUGGAUAGAAUGAUUGAGCAGGCGUGUUGUCCCGAUUACAUAACCAUGGAAAUACUUACAGAGUGGUUGUCAUUAGUUGGUGAGACAGAUAAAUUGAGAGACUUUUUGCAAGGGUAUCAGAUUCAAACUUCUACUGCCUAAAGUAUCUUCAGCAAGUAGAGGAAAGGAUACACAGUCUUUCGGUAAACUGUGCUUGUAGGAUUCAGACUUGCAGCAUGGUUUUGAUGCCUGCAUUGAUUAAUUAUCUUCAGUUGUCAAUGUGGCAGAAAAAAUCCAAUCAUAUUGAUGUUGCAAUAUUUUUCUCCAUGCUUCUCUUUUUGGCAUUUAAGUUCUUUCAUAAUUUCUACUUUACUUUAUGAUUUAUCUCUUCUAUAAGAUGUCUACUUUUGGGGAUCAAUUCUUUAUAAUACAGAUGCCUUUGUUGUUGUUGAAUGAUGUGUAUUGGCCUUGACAAUUUCCCUAUCUA
Molecule: messenger RNA, 2668 nt
Organism: Tripterygium wilfordii
Lineage: Eukaryota; Viridiplantae; Streptophyta; Magnoliopsida; Celastrales; Celastraceae
Product: pentatricopeptide repeat-containing protein At3g61520, mitochondrial-like
Exons: 1
Coding region: 40-2343 (767 amino acids)
Molecular function (GO): protein binding
Source: RefSeq, a predicted model, not a curated record